Molecule: messenger RNA, 2804 nt
Organism: Culicoides brevitarsis
Lineage: Eukaryota; Metazoa; Arthropoda; Insecta; Diptera; Ceratopogonidae
Gene: Vps53
Product: vacuolar protein sorting-associated protein 53 homolog
Exons: 2
Coding region: 167-2704 (845 amino acids)
Biological process (GO): retrograde transport, endosome to Golgi
Cellular component (GO): GARP complex
Source: RefSeq, a predicted model, not a curated record
UUUGUAAUUUUGUGAUGUUUUUCUCUGUAAAAGUACUAAAAAUACUUGCAAAAUAGAGAUUGCACCUUCGAGAUUUCCUUUUUCAUCAAGAACAGUCGCCAUUUGUUGAAACAUUUCGGAAACUCAGUGAAACAUCUGGCCACGUAAAUUUUCAUCGACUCCCAAAAUGAGUGAGUCGGGCGUUCAAAAGAUCAUUCUUUCAAACAAUGUGCAACAAUGCAUCGAGCAAGUGCUCCAGAACCAAGAUCCCCUAAAUUCAGCUGAUUUUGACCCCACGGAUUACAUUAAUCAGCUAUUUCCGAACGAGCAGAGCUUGUCAAACAUCGACGAUAUCAUAAAUCGGAUGGAGCUGCAAAUUAGCGAGCUGGACGAUAACAUACGGGGCGUAGUUCGGAGUCAGAGUCAAACGGGCGAACAAGGCAAGAAGGCUCUCGAGGAGGCGCAAGCAACAAUUGUGCAGCUUUUUUCGCAAAUAACCGACAUUAAAGAGCGUGCGGAGAAAACAGAAUCAAUGGUAAAGGAGAUUACGUGCGACAUCAAGCAACUGGAUUGCGCUAAGAAGAAUCUCACGUCGGCAAUUACGAUCCUAAAUCAUCUCCACAUGCUAUUUGGGGGUGUCGAAAGUCUCGUGACGCUUGCCGAGAAACGUCAAUACGGCGAAAUACUGAAUCCAUUGCAGGCUAUCACAGAAGUGAAUCAAUAUUUCAAACAAUAUACGGAAAUUCCGCAGAUUCAAAGUCUAUCGCAACGCGUUACCAACAUUCAUGCGGAUCUCUCGACACAAAUUACGGAAGAUUUCAAAAAUUGCUUCAGUACAAGUGCAAAUCCCAACUCGGGACAAAAGAUGUCGAUGAAACAAUUGACAGAUGCGUGCAAAGUGGUCUCCGUGUUAGAUCCGAAAGUGAAGCGGGAGCUGCUAAAGUGGUACGUGAAUCUCCAGAUGCAAGAAUAUAUCCAACUUUUUCAUGAAAAUCAAGAUAUCGCGUGGUUAGAUAAGAUUGAUAAGCGAUAUGCAUGGAUAAAACGACAUUUGUUGGACUUUGAAGACAAAUAUGGGAAGAUUUUUCCGCUGGAUUGGGAGGUGUCGGAACGGAUUGCUGUUCAUUUUUGCAAUAUUACAAAAGAGGAGCUCACUAAUAUUAUGGCUAAACGUCGCACAGAAAUUGACGUAAAAUUGCUGCUUUUUGCUAUCCAGAAGACUUCUGCAUUUGAGCUUCUUCUUGUGAAACGAUUUUCGGGAGCAACUUUUGACGAAAACACUUCGACAUCGCCUUCACAUGCGAAACCGGUGACACCAAGAAGUCCUGGGAACGAUAAAAAGUUGUUAGAAGAUCAAAGUCCGAGCAGUCAAGAACAAAUUCAAAUGGAGUUGGAACAAACAAAAUCACCUUUUAUCGACUUGAUUGGUGUCUGUUUCAAAGCUUACCUGGAUUUGUACACGGAGAGUAUCGAUCGCAACUUGGCGGAUCUCGUUGAGAAAUUCGUGCGUGAACAACAAAAGGACAUCAACGACAUAAAUGCGGGAGUUUUUCCCAGUUGCGCGGAUUUAUUUGUUUUUUACAAAAAGUGCAUGGUACAAUGCACUCAAUUGUGCAACGGAAAGACGAUGUUUGAUCUUUCGACGGUAUUCAAAAAAUAUUUGCGAGAAUAUGCUGCAAAAGUGCUCGAAUCCAAAGUGCCCAAAGUGACGUCGACCCAACCCAGUAUCGGAACGAAUUUGAGUUUUCUCACGAAAGAUUUGCAAAAUUUACAGACAGCUGCUGGUCAAGUUAUUCACAAUUUCUUGAAGGAAGGUGACGUUCCACGAUACACGAAAGACGAAGUUGUCCGAAUUUGCUGCAUCAUGACUACGGCUGAGUAUUGUCUCGAAACUGUACAACAGCUGGAAGACAAAUUAAAGGAAAAAGUCGAAGCUACGUACAAAGAUCGCAUCGAUUUAUCCGAGGAAAAGGACAUUUUCCAUCGUGUCAUCUCGAAUUCGAUUCAUCUCUUGGUGCAAGAUGUCGAAAGUGGCUGCGAACCCGCAAUGAUUGCCAUGUCGAAGGUGCAAUGGCAAAACAUCAGUCAAGUGGGCGACCAAAGUCCCUUUGUCAAUUCAAUUAUCACGCACUUUAAACAAUCCAUUCCCAUUAUUCGUGACAAUUUGGCCACGUCGCGCAAGUAUUACACCCAAUUUUGCCACAAAUUUGUCAACUCUUUCAUCCCCAAGUACAUCAAUACGUUAUACAAGUGUCGUCCAACGAACGACACCACAAGUAAUAUUAUGGGAUGCGAACAAUUGCUGCUCGAUACACACAGCUUAAAAACUACUUUACUCGAUUUGCCGUCGAUUGGAUCGCAAGUUGUACGAAAAGCACCCACGAGCUACACGAAAGUUGUCGUGAAAGGAAUGUCCAAGGCAGAGAUGAUAAUUAAAAUUGUCAUGGCACCCGUCAAUCCGGCGCAACAGUUUAUCGAACAAUAUUUAAAAUUGCUGCCUGAAAGUGGAUUAGGAGAUUUUUACAAAGUGUUGGACAUGAAAUUGUUAAAGAAGCAAGAUCAAGUACCAUUGAUCGAUUUAUACAAGAAAUUGGCACCGAAAGAAAAUUUAACGGGCGAUGUCGAGGAAGCGAGUAACGCAACUGGUGGAGAUAGCGAAAAAGGAAAAUCGUUGAAAAAGUUUGAGAAUUUACUGCGAAAAACACGAAAAACAUUCCAAGAAUAAGGAUUUUAAUUUGUAUUUGUCUAAGAAUUCGUAAUUUUUGUUCGACAUUUAAUCUGUAACACUGUGCAAAAUAAAUUUAUUUAAUAAAAUUAAUAUUAAU